AUGUGCGAGUCUCAGCUCGGCCGGCAGAGCUCUCCGAGUAACGCCGUGAAGAACACGGGCUUUCCUAGAGUGCAGGAAAGGACAAUGAAUGUGUCCAACAACUGCAGCACCACAAAUCUAGAACUGCAUCACCAUGUUCGCCUCAUUGAACUUGCUCUGUAUAGCUUCAUUUUCUUUUUUGGAGCACUAUUUAAUGUCCUUGCCUUCUGGGUGUUCUCCUGCAAGAUGAAGAAGUGGACAGAAACCAGGGUGUAUGUAAUGAAUUUAGUGUUUGCAGAUUUCUCUGUCAUCUGCACCUUGCCUUCCAUGGUUUAUUUGCUGUGGAAUGAGUCAGCCCGAGGGCAGCUGUGCCAGUUUACAGAGAUGAUGUAUUUUAUCAACAUGUUAGUGAGCAUCUACAUCAUCUCAUUCAUCUCCAUGGAUCGGUACAUUGCCAUAAAGCACCCUUUGAGGGCCAGGACCUUCAGGUCCCCGACAAAGGCUGCGCUCAUCUGUGGGCUCCUGUGGCUCUUGGUGAUCAGCAGUGCCACCAUCCAGCUGUGGCAGAGACACUCAGCUCUCUGCUUCCAGACCCACAGCCCCACGCCUGCUGCUCUCAGCCUGCUGACCAUUUUCUUUGUUUUCAUUCUCCCAUUAGCAAUCUUGACCUUCUGCUCCACAGAAGUCAUCAGGAACCUCAAGAAACAUCUGAACACGAACUCAGCGGAGGAGAAAUCCAUCCAGAAAGCUGUACACAUUAUUUAUGCAAAUCUGAUUGUAUUUCUGAUCUGUUUUCUGCCAGCCUGCCUUGGGCUGCUUGCCACGUUCAUCAUGGAGAGAGUUGGAGUUACCUGUUUCCUGCUCUGUGUCAUGAACAACUUCUCCUCCGUAGUGAGGUGCAUUGCCACAUCCAACUGCUGCCUCGACAGUGUCUGCUACUACUUUGUCACCAAGGAGUUCCAUGAAGCCUUUCUGUGGCCCAAAGCCAGCACUCAAAAACCAGAGACAACCCACCCCUUGCAGAUAGAGACUUGCUAAAGGAAAAGGGGGAACAAAACCCACCCACAACAUUUGCAACACAGAGAGGAAAUACAGAUUCACGGCUAUUGGGAUAAGUUUAAGUUUCUCUUUUUCUCUAGCAAAUUCUUUGUUAGGUUUAGAAAUUUGUACUCUAUGUUUUUACUAAACAAAUAGGUCACAGAGAUGUGUAGAAGUGUGUGUGUAACUGCUUGUUGUUAACAUGCCUCCAUUCCACCCUCCAGCACCCACUUGUUUCUCUCAAAGGAAGACAGGUGAGCCAUGAUUCUCUUUUAGUUCCUUCUGCAGCUAAAAUCUAUUGAUCCUUCUUGCCAACAUGUACAGAUGUACAUAUCAUAUUUUACCUCAUUGUGCAUUUCAGGUUGUCUGCAUUAUUAAACUAAUCCAGUUUACAUUUAUCCCAUUCCUUUGGAAGGUAGAGUGGCUGUUCAGGAGGUUCUGGCAUAUUAUCAAGUACAUGUCCCUACAAAACAGCCUAGGCUGUCCUGACCUUCUUCCCCUUCAUCUCAACAGGCCAGACAGGUGUGAAGGAGCACUUUUGGGAUGAAAGCAACACUUGUCAGUCCAGAUCUCAGAGCUGAGUCCUCCUUCCCUGCAGAGUCCUGGCCCAGAGACACCUCCCCAGAGCAGCCAUCCCUCCCUCCAGGGCUGUUCCUCUCACACAGCAAAGCCAUUUGACUGCUGCCUCGGCAAUUGCCACCCUUUUGCUGUGCCCUGGUUUGUGUUGUGGCACCAGGCUCACCCCCAGGGUCACCACAGCUCAGGCUCAGAGAAUUCUCUGCAGGUGAACCCAGCUGGGGCAGGGUGUCCACAGCCUGCCCACAUUGACACCCCUAACAUUUCCAUCAGGGAAGUGUGUUUUUCCAUGAGUCAACAGCCUAGAAAAGUCAAGGGAGAGAGGAAGUCAAUAAAUGCUUCCUAGAAGAGGGCUUUUUUUUUUAACUUUCUGAAUGUUAAAAAACCCUCCAAAUGGCACUGAGCUCUGCCCCAGCAAUGUUCAGUGUUCCACCACACAGUGUGGGAGAGCCUUUCCUGCCCACAAACACAUCUUCCCCUGUGACCUACAUGUGCCCUCAGUGAGCCCACAGCCACCCCUCACAUGCUCUUGUCACCUUUGAGAAUAGGAGCUCCUGUGCUGGUUUUGCACAGCCUGGUUUUUGGUGGGUGGGGGCACAGAGGUGACUGCUCUGAGAAGUUGCCAGAAGCUUCCACCAAGUCUGGCAGAGCCAGUCCCUGAUGGCUCUGAGGAUGG
Catharus ustulatus (Swainson's thrush) is the source of this 2269-nucleotide messenger RNA. Its product is annotated as G-protein coupled receptor 35-like. Lineage: Eukaryota; Metazoa; Chordata; Aves; Passeriformes; Turdidae. Bases 1 to 1017 code for a protein of 338 amino acids. Gene Ontology annotation, biological process: positive regulation of Rho protein signal transduction; chemokine-mediated signaling pathway; phospholipase C-activating G protein-coupled receptor signaling pathway. The transcript has 2 exons. Gene Ontology annotation, cellular component: membrane. Gene Ontology annotation, molecular function: chemokine receptor activity. The record is from RefSeq and is a predicted model, not a curated record.